Aspergillus sclerotioniger CBS 115572 is the source of this 548-nucleotide messenger RNA. RefSeq lists its product as uncharacterized. Gene Ontology annotation, molecular function: protein heterodimerization activity. The coding region runs from base 5 to 241 and encodes 78 amino acids. NCBI's taxonomy places the organism in Eukaryota, Fungi, Ascomycota, Eurotiomycetes, Eurotiales, Aspergillaceae. The transcript is spliced from 4 exons. The record is from RefSeq and is a predicted model, not a curated record. Gene Ontology annotation, cellular component: kinetochore; nucleoplasm. Gene Ontology annotation, biological process: kinetochore assembly; chromosome segregation; mitotic cell cycle.
UACCAUGGCCGCUACACAAAAGCUAUACCCGCGCGCAACCGUCAAACGCGUCGUCAAGGCUCACUCCAACCGCAACUUGAGCAAAAAUGCCGAUAUUCUGAUCUUCUUGGAUUACAUGCUAUUUAUGCAAGAAUUGAUGCGGGAAUCAUCAUUUCAAUCGCGGAAAGCGGGCGAGAAGAACAUCUCGCCUAACAGUGUUCGAAAGGUCACUGAGAGGACCCUUCGGAAGUUCAAAGGCUGAGCUUGUGCGCCGUAGGAGUCGGCUUUAUUCUCCGGGCUACUAUAGAGCGCGGGUGAUAUCGAUCGCCUUGCCUCUAGAAUGAGACAAAAUCUAUACGACGUUUGGAGGAAGGGAAAGGGUUAUCGUAGGGUUCUUUAAAUUUGGGUUUAUUUUCUCCCUCGUCAUUUCUCCCCAGGGGCGAUGACGAAUGGGCUUUGAUCGGGCGAGGCACGCCGUGGCGGCGUUAAGCAGGAGUUGUGAGGAUACCCAACAAUCACGGUGGUCUAAAGCAGCAGGGGUGCCCCUGUCGAAAUUGCACUUGUAAUGC